AUGAUUCUCUUUCCUUCGCUCCGCUUUUUUCAGACCACUCCCUCUCGACCUCUUAACCAAUGUCUGAAUACUCUUUCAACGGACGACGCCUCCGGCGGCCUCUUCCCGCCUCGACCGUCUUUCACGGCGGCUCUACGACAGGUGCCGUUCCCCGUGGCCUCCCUGCGUACGGUCCUUGGGUCGAGCCCGGCCUUCCUCGUACUCAGGCUUUCGCGCCCCCUCGGGACGAGUCGUUACCCCCAGAGCGUGUCUUUCACGCCCCUCCUCAUACAGGACUUCUGCACCCCGCAUUCUGCCAAGGCUUUGCCCCCAGCCAACUCCUAUGGCGCCGCUCCCUUUCCAUAUCAAACAGAUCCCAGCAACUCAGCACACUACCCCUCUGGUCCUCCUGCUGCCCCCGUGCGACGAUAUGAAGAAACUACUGCAUACCAUAGUCAGCCAGACGCGAACUAUGCCUGGGAGGAGUUCAUCAUCCUGCGGCGCAGUGUCCUCAAGCUUCAGGACAAGGUCGCGCAAUUGGAAGAGCUAGUAACUGAAUUGAAACAGUUUCAGUUUAACAUGCCGUCACGCCUACAUCCGUCUACUUCAUCCCUGGGUCCCAGCGACUCUAUUUCGCGAUUGGGUACCACUUCGGGGAUUGACGUAGAUGACGAGGGCGAAGACUUACGGGCCGCUUACAGUGUCUACCUGUCCCAGGGCGACCUUGUUGAGAAACCCCCAAGCCUGCCGGACACCGUGCUCUGGACAUUCAAAUCUGCCCAAGAAGCGGGGUCGGCAGCUGGUCUCAGCGCCACUAACUCCUACCGCCCGUCGUUCAACAAAGCCCUUAGGGACUCCAAAGGCCAGACAUUGGAUGCAGACUUAGUCAAGCUUAUCAAGAGGACUGCCGCCGCUUUGGCCAGUCGAAUUCUUGCACGCCACCCGAUAGACAAGGUUGCAGUCGACAUUAGGCAUAUCCGGGAGUAUUACCGAAGCAGGUGCCCGUGGCUCUGGUAUGGCUCCAUCGUGUUGCUUGAGCAGCGGCACAAGGAAGUAGGUCUCUGUUCCGCUCACUGGAAGGCAGACCAUCUGCUUGGACAGUCUGUCCUAGGUCUCAGGCAGAAGGCGGCCAAUGCAAUGAAAAAGCAGUCCACUGGCGAGCUCGCUAGCAUCCUCGGUAGCGACGACGAACAAACUCUUGACGUCGUUUUCAUCUUGCCCAAGAAAGCCAAACGGCCCGCAAACCCUCUCUCGCCAUUGAAAUCAGGCCCCUCAAAGCGAGGUCGAACCGAAGCCUCCAAGCAGAGGCCCCCCAAGUUGAUGUUCAAACAGCCCGCCAGGCCAUUGCACAUGGGUACCGUCACCACCGCACCAGCAAUGCAAGGCAGCCCACCCGCCUCUCCCUCUCGCGCCGCCUCGCCCGCCUCGACUGAGAAUCAAAGUUCGAUGGGCAUGUUAGGCACGAAUACGGCAACGUUGCCACCAUCGUCUCUAGUUGACAGCCCUCUCUCCUCCCAUGUGUCCUCUGCCAAGGGCUCCCUGUCCAUGAUAUCAACGGAUGAUGGCUUUGAAAAUCUUCGUCGAACCCUCCAAAGCCCUCAAUUCAAAUUUCCUGCCGAUGUAAUUGAUCCUGCAAUGGAACUUUUGGCCGGAAUGGAACAAUCACCCACGCACGGCGGCCAUGGCUUUCUGUCGAGUAACACGAUCGCCCUCUUGAAGCGGGUCCAGACUGCAGAUCCCGCCUGUAUCGAGAACGAAGAUGAUUUACUAGCAUCCUGGGGACACUGGCAGUGGUCGGGUGGAGAUCUCACCAUCAGCGGCGCCAUCACUUCAUGGCAGGAUGUCGGCAGUACAGAGACGGCCCGCGAGCUCAUUGCCGCUGCGCUAACAACCUGCAAAGCUGCCCGUUAUCUAUGUUUGAGCGUCAGUCCAAGACCUCAGAGCUAUCUCAGUGAUAGCUACUUGGACCGGAUAAUAUCGACGCUCUACGAUGUUUGGAAGCGAUCGGGAGGGGUAAUACUAUUGUUCAUUCAAUUUUACCCAGCAGAACUAACUUCCUUCUGGCCCUUCCACAAAGGCAAGGCUCGGGCGGCCAUCGUAGACCCCGCACAACCCAUGGCCGUCGAGCCUGCGCAACCUACUGCCACAGGUACUGGUAAUGAUGGCUCUGGUGAUGGGAUGGGGCCCUUGGCAGAAGAUGACGACACCCAGCUCGCGGACGGUGCUUCGAAGCAAUUGCAGGCCGACGUUGAUAGUUUACUUCAAAGUAAACUAAUGGCGCUUACUGUCAAUGAGCUCAAGACUUUGGUUGCGAAGAAACAGAUCCCCAACAUCAGCAAGCUGAACAAGGCAACAUGUGUAUCCUCCCUUGUGGCGCUCCAGCAAUCUGCUCGUCCAACAAUCACCGAUCUUGACGAAAUUCUUGCAAAGCGUGGUCCCAAGAAGUCCAAGUCCAAAUCCGCCAAAUCCGCUGCCAAUCAGCCUGCCGCCGCCCCGCCGAGUUCUUCUGCCGAUGUGUCGCAAGACCUCACGCAAGUACCCCGUAUCAUCGCUAGCACCGCCAGCUUGGGCUCUUAA
Molecule: messenger RNA, 2556 nt
Organism: Pleurotus ostreatus (oyster mushroom)
Lineage: Eukaryota; Fungi; Basidiomycota; Agaricomycetes; Agaricales; Pleurotaceae
Exons: 9
Coding region: 1-2556 (851 amino acids)
Source: RefSeq, a predicted model, not a curated record